AUGUCCUUCAGUUCCGAAACAACAUUUGAUGAAUACUGCGCCAACUUCUCUGGACAAAACUCCCGAUGGGAAACUUUUGGCCUAUUCUUCACUGCCGUUUGUCGAGCCUCUGUAGAUCUGGCUUAUGCAGAACCGCUGUAUGGCUCAGAGCAACAACGUCGUAAGAUCCAAAAGUUGACACUUUCGUACUCGGACCGAUGUUUGGAUCUUUGUCUACCGCUGGAUUGUAUGAAUGAUCUACAGCUUGUUCUACAGUAUGAGAAUUUUAUCUCUCAUUCGCAGGUUGAUGGUGAUCAGAGCUACCUCUCUUGGCGGAAACUAGGAGACGUAGCAGCCUCCCUUUUCGCUCUUGGCUACCACCAACAACAAACAGAAACAUUCCGUGCAGCUCCUCACUUCCUUCGCAAUCUUCGCCAAACAGCUUUUUGUCGGACAUACUCAGCAGAUAAAAAUGUGUCAAUAUUUCUCGGCAGGCCACCUCGAAUCAUACGCAAGUUCUGCCACUUUUGUCUUCCAGGGAAACAUAUACAGUCCGCCCAGGAAGCAUCUCGCAAGACAGCAGUCUGGGAUCCUGCUGAAAAGCCGGAUUUCAUUACGGACUCGAGGUGGGCUGCUCUCUGUGCGAUAUUAAAGGAAGAUUUAUUGGAUUUGUUCACUGAGGAGAACUACGAUGAAAGGGUCCGACAAGCACGACUUAUAAAGGCUGAUGCCCAUGCUCAAUGGAAUGCUGUCCCCGAAAGCUAUCGCCUCGAGUGUAGUCUCAAGGCAUGUGACCGGCGGCCAGUGGAGCGUGACUUCAUGGUCAAUAUGAAGCUCGCUUAUCUUCACGUACAAUUUCUUCUGGGUCUGGCUUUACUCCGCCCCAUAACCACAAACCCAGAUCCCGAACUGUUCAGUAUUUCUAUGGAUAUGCUUAGCCUUGUCGUGGAGUCGAUUAUGCUUAAGGACCAAAUAAUCAAUUCUGGCACAUCAUUAGUCUGGAAGGUUGCAUACUACGGCUUGUCAGCUGCUGGACUGAUAUCUCUCACCCUCGUAAACCGAUCCUUUGCCACUGAGACCCUUCAAACUAGCAUGUCGAAGGUAUUCCAAGACCUGAGCAUUCUCGUGGGAGAGAUUGAACGUGGAACAUUGGUAUAUAUUGACUCGCCCAAUUAUGCCUUACUAACUAGUGCCACUCAAACAAUUAAGAGUCUUCUCGAGCGCAUGGUGUUCCCUUCACACAACAUGACAACGGCUUCGGGCAAUCAACCAGUACUGAUAGAGUCCGAACAGGUGGCCGCCUUGGAUGAGGAUGAUGGAACUUGGGGUCUAUGGGACAACAACAGUCUCCAAGAUUUUGAAAUCAACUUCUGGCACAAUCUUGCUGGCCAUCCUUUUCUUAAUCAUUAG
Molecule: messenger RNA, 1389 nt
Organism: Aspergillus chevalieri
Lineage: Eukaryota; Fungi; Ascomycota; Eurotiomycetes; Eurotiales; Aspergillaceae
Product: fungal specific transcription factor domain-containing protein
Exons: 4
Coding region: 1-1389 (462 amino acids)
Source: RefSeq, a predicted model, not a curated record